UGUUUCUCCACAGGAGGUCACGCGUGUUGCAAAAUGAAAAAUUAAUUAAAAAUAUUUUAAAGUAAAAUUUUAGUUCAGCUUACAUUUUGUUACUUUAAAUGUGAUUUUCUAAGCGUGCCCAGUGCCUUUAUUAACGACCCCUUUUUUAUUUACAAUUUUGACAGUCACGCCGCCAGCCGCAUUUCUAGAAUUUUUCCGUGAGUGCCUAUUUGGAUAUCGAAGUGUGUGUUUUCUCGUACAAACCAAUCAAAAAUGAGUUGCCCUUUUGGAAAAGAGGCCUUAGACAAAUUGAAACAAUUCGUUGACGUUUGUAAGGCCAAUCCUGACAUUCUGUCGUUGCCGGAUUUAAACUUCUUUAAAGAGUUUAUCGAGUCUUUCGGUGGUAAAGUACCUACACCUUCCAAAAUGUCGUCAGAAGCCCCCAAUGCUCAAACAGAACAAGUCGGUUCUGAUGUUGAAUCCGAACCAGAGUCAGAUUUAGAACUUGAUACUGAAGGCUGUGUGGAUCCUGAUCCAUUGGAUGAAAAUCAAAAGAUGGGCGAUCCAAAUAAAGAAGUGAGUGAAGAAGAUAGUGAUAAGUCUGACGAGAAACGUGUGGAAGCCAUUAAGCAAUUCUCAGAAGGAAAUUACGACAAAGCCAUCGAAUUAUACACUGAAGCAAUCGAACUGAAUCCAUCCUCAGCAUUACUGUUUGCCAAGAGAGGACAAGCGUAUUUGAAACAAACCAAACCGAAUGCUUGCAUAAAAGAUUGCACUAAAGCCUUGGAGUUGAACCCUGAUUCAGCAACAGCGUACAAAUUCCGCGGUCGCGCUUACAGCCUUAUAGGAGAAUGGGAAAAAGCAGCCAAAGAUCUGCGUCAGGCUUGUAAUAUUGAUUUUGAUGAGCAGUCUGAUGAGUGGCUAAAAGCAGUGACACCAAACGCCAAGAAGAUAGAACAACACAAGUUAAAACAGGAACGGAAAAGACUUGAGAAGGAAGAACGGGAGAAAAUAGAAAGGGCACGUAAAGCUCGCGAAGCUCACGCCAAAGCCAAUGCUUCUCGAACUGAAACGAAUGCAAAUGCAAAUUCUGCACCUCCUGCAGACGAUUUUUAUAAACUCCUGCAAGAUCCUGAACUUAGAGCAGCUUUCACCGAUCCUGAAGUCUCGGCAGCAUUUGCUGAUAUUUCAUCAAAUCCUGCUAACUUUUAUAAAUAUCAAUCUAACCCUAAAGUCAUGGCAUUGAUCACGAAGUUGUCUGGAAAAUUGGCAGGCUCUGGAAUUGGACCAGGCAGUUUUCCAGGGUUUCCUGGUGGUUUUCCAGGAUUUGGAGGGAUGUCAGGGGGAGGCGCAGCCCCACCUCGGUUCCAACCUGAUGAUGACAACCUGGACUAAUUUUCAGAUAAACUCUUUCUUUACUUUAGUUUUAGUAAAAAGGCUGAUUUUAUGUAUCUUGCUAUUUGUAAAUUAAAGGGAAUAUUAACUAUUU
This is a messenger RNA of Tribolium madens (black flour beetle), 1468 nucleotides long. RefSeq names its product putative protein FAM10A4. The record is from RefSeq and is a predicted model, not a curated record. The transcript has 2 exons. Bases 253 to 1374 code for a protein of 373 amino acids. Gene Ontology annotation, molecular function: Hsp70 protein binding; protein dimerization activity. NCBI's taxonomy places the organism in Eukaryota, Metazoa, Arthropoda, Insecta, Coleoptera, Tenebrionidae.